Messenger RNA from Thermothelomyces thermophilus ATCC 42464, 1754 nucleotides. RefSeq lists its product as uncharacterized. Gene Ontology annotation, molecular function: structural constituent of nuclear pore. The transcript has 3 exons. Gene Ontology annotation, biological process: nucleocytoplasmic transport. The record is from RefSeq and is a predicted model, not a curated record. Gene Ontology annotation, cellular component: nuclear pore. NCBI's taxonomy places the organism in Eukaryota, Fungi, Ascomycota, Sordariomycetes, Sordariales, Chaetomiaceae. The coding region runs from base 125 to 1537 and encodes 470 amino acids.
CAAUUCGCGACCAUCCAAAACACCGAGAGACUGGGCAGCCGUGGCCUGCGAGGUUGACAGACACGCCAUAGCCGCGUUCCAACGAAUUACAUUUUGCCAGCCCUUACUUGAAAAGGCCGUUAAUAUGGCUUUCGCACGGUCGGCCAGCGGCCCCGGUGGGCUCAGCAUCAACACGGGCUCGUCCAAUCUCUUUGGAACAGGCACCAGCCAAGCUCCAGCAGGAGGUGGACUCUUUGGCAGCGCGACUUCCCAGCCUGCCCAGACGGGUUCUUUGUUCGGCACGACCACUUCGCAGCCGCAGCAGUCCGGAUCCCUCUUUGGGUCGACAACAACCCAGACGCCCGCUUCGCAACCCCAACAAACCGGUGGCCUAUUCGGCCAGACGACGACGGCGACUAGCCAACCCCAGCAGACAGGAGGUCUGUUCGGCUCUACUACUACACAAAAACCGCAGCAGACAACCGGAGGCCUGUUUGGAAGCACGACGACAUCGCAGCCAGCGCAAACGGGCGGCCUAUUCGGUGGAACGACGACACAGACCACACAGCCGGCGCAAACGGGCGGUUUGUUUGGCAGUACGACGACGACACAGCAGCAACCGCAACCCCAGACGACGGGUGGGCUCUUUGGCAGUUCGACCGCAAAUACUGGCGGCAUGUUUGGGGCAAAACCGGCGACAACGAGCACGGGGACUGGCGGGCUCUUUGGCCAACAAGGGCAGCAAACCCAGCAGCAGCAACAGCAACCAGCAAGCGGCCUGACGCUCGGCCAAUCGACAUCCCAACAGCAGGUCGUGCCCGGCGUGCGGAUCGAUUUGAGCAACAUCAAGUCCACAACCCGCUUCAACGACUUGGAGGAAUCCCUCCAGAAGGAGAUUGCCCAGAUCGACGAGGCCAUCCAGCGGUGCAUGAAGGAUAAGGAUGCCGUCGACGCCUUCCUUCCCUCGCACGGCGAGCAGCUGGCCGCCAUCCCGACCGACGUCAGCUUCGUGACGCGCAAGUCCGAGGGCGCGCACAACGCGCUGUCCAGCGACAUUCGCGCCAUCAACCAGCUCCGUGAGCUGGUCAAGCAGGACGCCGACCACGCGCGCCUGUCGUUCAAGGCGAUCGACAACCUCAAGUUGCCGACGCAGUACCACCAGGCCGGGCUGUGGUCGAACAGAGGGCAGCAGGUCGGGGGCGGGGGAGGCGCUGGCGCUGGCGGCGCCGUGGAUGCUCAGAGCAACACGGAUCUGAUCAGCUACUUCUCGCGGACGGCGGAUGAGAUGGACGAGAUGAUGAAGAAGUUCGAGAAGAACCUGGGCGAGAUCGAGGUCCAUCUGCACGGCGUGCAAGGAAGCAUGCUGGAGCAGAUGCAGCGGGUCGCGGCCCAGAACAAGAGUGCCGCCCAGGGAGGCGUCGACGAGAGGGUUGUUGAGCUCGCCGCCGUGCUGCGGGAUUUCGAGGAGAGCAUCCUCAAGGUUGCCGGGGUCGUGGGAGGUGUAAAGGAGGGCGUCACGGAACUGCAAUUGAAGGAUUUUAUGGGCCAUGGCAGCUGAGCGUCCGAGGCCGCAACAGCUGCUGGAUUAAUGGGACGGGGCGAGUGUACAAUAAUGUAGCAGACGCAGAAGUAAAGAAGGGCCAUGGGGCGCCCAUCCAUCCAACGUGUUUUAUUUGUAUCUUUGCAUGCCGUAAGGACCAGGUUCACUAAACCCGCACAAAAAUUGAUAUCACUCUGCCAUGCCUGGCCUUUAACCGCUACCUGUCUAUCCCCGA